This is a messenger RNA of Quercus robur (English oak), 2118 nucleotides long. RefSeq names its product MLO-like protein 10. The record is from RefSeq and is a predicted model, not a curated record. Gene Ontology annotation, biological process: defense response. Bases 87 to 1808 code for a protein of 573 amino acids. Lineage: Eukaryota; Viridiplantae; Streptophyta; Magnoliopsida; Fagales; Fagaceae. Gene Ontology annotation, cellular component: membrane. The transcript has 15 exons.
GAGUUUUCUUUCCCAUAAAGCAAAAGCUUACGUUUUAGUUUCCAUUAUAACUCUCUCUCUCUCUCUCUCUCUCUCUGUAAACGAAAAUGUUGCUGGUUGGGUAUGUGUGUUUCUGUGUGUGGCUUAUGAUAGGACAUAGAGCUAUGGCAGCAAGCGAGAGUACUGGUUCACAGGAAAGGGAGCUGGAUGAGACACCUACAUGGGCUGUUUCUGGUGUCUGUGCUGUUAUUAUCAUCAUUUCCAUUGUCUUAGAAAAGGUUAUCCAUAAACUUGGGACGUGGCUUACAGAAAAGCACAAGAAAGCUCUAUUUGAAGCUCUAGAGAAGAUUAAAGCAGAACUGAUGAUUCUAGGUUUCAUCUCACUGCUCCUGACAUUUGGGCAAAGUUACAUUGCCAGAAUCUGUCUUCCAGCAAAGGUUUUAAAUAAUAUGUUGCCAUGUAAAAGUGAGGGUGAAAGUGAAUCAACUACAAGUACUGAAGGAGAUGGUCGUCGUAGACUGUUAUGGUUAGACCGCAGAUUUUUAGCUGCUGGUAGCUACGCUCCUAGUUGCAAGGAAGGUUAUGCACCGCUUAUAUCUGUCAAUGGACUGCAUCAGUUGCACAUCCUCAUAUUUUUCUUAGCAUUCUUUCACGUGCUGUAUAGUUUUAUCACAAUGAUGCUUGGAAGACUAAAGAUUCGUGGCUGGAAGAAUUGGGAGGAGGAAACCUCAUCCCAUAACUAUGAGUUUUCAAAUGAUCCUUCAAGAUUCAGGCUUACUCAUGAGACCUCAUUUGUUAGAGCACACACCAGUUUCUGGACAAGGAUUCCUUUCUUCUUUUAUGUGGGAUGCUUCUUUCGACAAUUUUUUAAGUCUGUUAGUAAGUCUGACUACUUAACCUUGCGCAAUGCAUUCAUCACUGUCCACUUGGCUCCUGGAAGUAAAUUUAACUUCCAAAAGUAUAUCAAAAGAUCUUUGGAGGAUGACUUCAAGGCAGUCGUUGGAGUAAGUCCAGUAUUGUGGACGUCAUUCGUGGUUUUUUUGCUAUUAAACGUUAACGGAUGGCAGGCAUUGUUUUGGGCGUCCAUAAUCCCUGUGAUUAUAAUCUUAGCUGUUGGAACAAAACUUCAAGCCAUUUUGACAAAGAUGGCUCUUGAAAUCACAGAAAGGCAUGCAGUAGUCCAAGGGAUUCCACUUGUGCAAGUCUCAGACAAAUACUUUUGGUUUGGUCGGCCUCAGUUAAUUCUUCAUCUUAUCCAUUUUGCUUUGUUUCAGAAUGCAUUCCAAAUAACAUAUUUCUUGUGGAUAUGGUACGAGUAUGGGUUGACAUCUUGCUUCCAUUCGAAUUUCAAGCUUGCUAUUAUAAAACUUGCUUUAGGGGUUGCAGUCCUAUGUCUCUGCAGCUACAUCACACUUCCGCUUUAUGCCCUUGUUACUCAGAUGGGUUCACACAUGAAGAAAUCAAUUUUUGAUGAACAAACAUCCAAGGCCCUCAAGAAGUGGCACAUGGCUGUGAAAAAGAAACAUGGCGGGCGAGGAGGAAAGUCCUCUACUCAUACUCUAGGUGGAAGCCCUUCCUCAACAGUGCACUCCUCUGGACAAACAUUGCACCGCUUCAAAACUACUGGACACUCAACCCGCUCCACCUAUGAUGAUAAUGAAAUCUCUGAUUAUGAAACUGAUCCUUUGUCUCCCACCUCAUCUGCGGCCAACUUGAUUAUAAGAGUUGAUGAUGAUGAGCAACCAACUCAAAUAAGUGAACCUCACCAUGGAGAAGAAACAAGCAAUGAAGAUGACUUUUCAUUUGUCAAACCUGAGCCACUGAAAUAAACGUGAGUAAGGUAUUGACAGUUGCUAUCCAGUUGCAUCAAUUUUGUUGUAUGUAUUGUGAGAAAACAUUGAAGUUAUUGAAAUGCAGCCAGUGAAAUAGAGAAUCAUUUUUUGUAUAAUAAUAAACAUAUAAAAAUAGAGAAGCAUUUUUUGUAGAUUUAUAGGCUUGUUUAUAAAUUUAAUAGGAGUUUAAAACAACAUUUUCCACCUUGUUCUGGCCAGUUAAUUUUUUAGAUAGAAUGCCCAUUUUACAUUGCAUGUUGCUUAUAUCACAUUCCAGUAUUCCAUGCUUGAUUUAGUUUAAUUUUCC